Trichosurus vulpecula (common brushtail) is the source of this 1209-nucleotide messenger RNA. It is a transcript of the gene ANXA13, whose product is annotated as annexin A13. The transcript is spliced from 10 exons. Gene Ontology annotation, molecular function: calcium ion binding; calcium-dependent phospholipid binding. Gene Ontology annotation, cellular component: cytoplasm. The record is from RefSeq and is a predicted model, not a curated record. NCBI's taxonomy places the organism in Eukaryota, Metazoa, Chordata, Mammalia, Diprotodontia, Phalangeridae.
AUGGGCAAUCGCCAUAGUCAGUCUUACCAACUUUCAGAAGGCAGUCGGCAGGUACCCAAAGGAAAAACCCCAUCGACUUCACCAGUUCAACCCCUGAACCAGCAGCCAGGGGGCCAACGACCAGGGAGCCAACAACCAGCCACUUCUUCAAGUCACCAAGGCUUUGAUGCUGCUGAAGAUGCCAAGAGGCUGCACCAGGCUUGCAAGGGGAUGGGAACUGACGAAGCUGCCAUCAUUGAAGUCUUGUCAAGCAGAACGGCAGGCCAGAGACAGCAAAUAAAGGAGAAAUACAAGGCUGAGUAUGGCAAGGACCUGGAAAACGUGCUGAAGAGUGAGCUCAGUGGGAAUUUUGAGAAGACAGCCUUAGCCCUUCUGGAUCUCCCAAGUGAAUACAGCGCCAGGGAGCUAAAGAAGGCCAUGAAAGGCAUUGGGACCAACGAAUCUGUGUUGAUCGAGAUUCUCUGCACCAGAACCAAUAAGGAAAUCAGAGCCAUAAAAGAGGCAUACCAAAGGCUAUUUGACAGUAACCUUGAAUCUGAUGUCAAGGGCGACACAAGUGGAAACUUUAAAAAGAUUCUCAUGUCCUUGUUACAGGCUGACCGAGAUGAAGGAGACUAUGUUGAUAAAGAUCUAGCCGGUCAGGAUGCUAAAGAUCUCUAUGAUGCAGGGGAAGGUCGUUGGGGCACAGAUGAGUUGGCUUUCAAUGAAGUCCUGGCAAAGAGGAACUACAAACAAUUGAGGGCCACCUUCGAAGCCUAUCAAAUCCCCUGCCAAGAGCCAGACAAGCACUUCACCUGUCUUCUCUCCUAACAGGUCGAUCUCCAGGGAGUGAAAGAAAGGUUCCAAGAGAAGUACCAAAAAUCUCUCGCAGACACCAUUCGGUCUGACACAUCUGGGGACUUCAGGAAGCUGCUAUUGGCUCUCCUACACUGAGCCUAGCCUGAAGCAGCAAGGACAGAGGGAAGAACUACCCUUAUCAUGGGCACUUUUCCAAAUCCUGAUGAAAAAUACGAGACAGGCAGGAGAGGCCAUUGAGCGCAUGAAUUUAUUUUCCAGCCCCUGUUUGCCACAGCCCAGCUAACAGGCUUAGUUCUUAGUGGGCUUGUGUAAUCCCAUGCUGAAAUGUAGCGGCAUAAAUGGUCUCUGUGCUUUUCCUUCUCUCUCUUUUUUUCCUCCUUACAGAAUGUUUACAGAGUACAACAGCAGAAG